AUAUUCUUGUACAGUGUUUGACAUUAUUAUAAAGGUUUUGUCAUAGUCAUUGUUUUUCACUUUUGUUGCCCCAUUUUGCUUUCUUUCUCAGCGAAAUGCUCUUUGCCUCCCUAUGCCCCCGAUCAUGUCGUUUAUCUGUUGUCUCACUGUGUUAAUUUGCGGGUUUCUCUCAUCUUGUCUUGCAACUAACUAGGGUUCCUCCUCAACCCUCACAUCCAAUAGUAAAUUUUUCAACAAUUCUCUCUCUCCGUUAGGUGGCACACUUUUUCACAAGCCAAAUAUUAAAGAAUUAACAGAUCUUGAAAGAUCAAGCCUCCUACAUUAAGGAAAAAAGAAAACAAAAGAGUUCUGAGUACUGAGAAUCUGUGAAUAGUGGCACUCAGAUUCGAUGAAGACGACUUAGGCACAAAAAGUUCAAAAGAAAGUUCAAAAAGUAUAGCAGCAGCAAAGUGCUUUAACAAGCAGGCAAAAUCUCCACAUAACCCUAAUUAGUUUAAUUAGAUGUGUUUAUACAUUAAGUUCCAAAUAGAACUAAUUCAAGUGGACUAUCUAUUUAUGUUCUUAAUAAUUUAAAAUACAAUUUGGUAAAACACACAUACAAAAUUUGGCGAAAUUAACACACAUAAAUAUGAUCAUUUAGAAGAUUCAAUAUUGAAUAUUAUGUAUAGAGAGAGUUUAAAUCUAUUUAAAUACUGGUUAGAAGUAUUUUUUAAGAAUUUAUGUAUUGUAUAUAAAAAAUAUUUUCCAAUAAAAGAGUUCUGAAAAGCCUUUUUAGACUUGUAUUUAGAUAGAUUCUUUGUAAUUAUAAAUAGUUGUUUGGUAAUUGAUUAGUGUAUAGUAUGUUUUGAUUUGUUAGGGGGAGUGAAGAUCAUGGCCUCUUCUAGCUACUCCAAUUCUCCAUGUGCUGCCUGCAAGUUUUUGAGAAGGAAGUGCAUGCCAGAUUGCAUUUUUGCCCCAUAUUUCCCCCCAGAAGAGCCUCAAAAGUUCGCCAAUGUACACAAGAUCUUUGGUGCAAGCAAUGUGAGCAAACUCCUCAAUGAGGUGCAACCCUAUCAGAGAGAGGAUGCUGUGAACUCUCUUGCCUAUGAAGCUGAAGCAAGGAUCAAAGAUCCAGUCUAUGGCUGUGUUGGUGCCAUUUCAGUGCUCCAAAGGCAAGUCCUAAGGCUACAGAAGGAACUUGAUGCCACAAAUGCUGAUUUGAUCCGCUAUAGUUGCACUGAAAUGCCAAGUACUCAUCAUGGAAUGAGAAGGGUGAGUGAUGAUGGAGGUGGUGGUUCCUCACUUGGUCACUCUCAUGGUUUCUCUAGACCUUCUACUACUAGUUGGAACAAUGAUCCUUAUGGAAAUAAUGGCUACCCCAGAGGUGAUAUAUAACAAUUGUGGUUUUCAACUCUUCCUAUGCAUCAAUCAUGGUAGUCACGUAUUAAAUUAAUUUCACUUUUAGGGUUCUCUUAUGGUAAAGUAUUGGAGGAAGGGGGUCUUAUUUUGUGCAUAUAACCAUAUAUAUAUAUAUAUAUAUAUAUAUAUAUGUGUGGUCAUAUGAAUAUAAUAUAUGGUAUUUUGUUUAUUUUCAUCAUGGGUAUCCUUUAACCUAUUAGGCCACAAACUAAUACUAUAAUU
Messenger RNA from Cajanus cajan (pigeon pea), 1620 nucleotides. The record is from RefSeq and is a predicted model, not a curated record. Lineage: Eukaryota; Viridiplantae; Streptophyta; Magnoliopsida; Fabales; Fabaceae.